Molecule: messenger RNA, 1692 nt
Organism: Stereum hirsutum FP-91666 SS1
Lineage: Eukaryota; Fungi; Basidiomycota; Agaricomycetes; Russulales; Stereaceae
Product: 14-3-3 protein
Exons: 4
Coding region: 502-1374 (290 amino acids)
Biological process (GO): signal transduction
Cellular component (GO): cytoplasm
Source: RefSeq, a predicted model, not a curated record
GCGAUCUCUGUCCAUUUUCCCUUGAGCAAUUUCAAAGCAAUUUCAAAGUAUGAAACCUUGUAUCCCGGCGGUGAGCAGAUACUCGAUUUUCAGGGAUCUUGGGGCCUCUCUGCGUACGGUGGUCAUUCAUAUAUUCGUACCCUACUUGUCGAUGGGAUGUGCAAGCUUUGCAAUACCCUGGGCAUGAACGAGUCGAUUAACCCUUUUCAAUCAACAGCAUACACAAGACCCAAGGGUAUAGGGCGUACGCUUGGGCAAAGGGCAAAACGUUCCUCGAGGCUAAUGCUCGCCCAAUGACCACCAUCUCCACACGCCAUGCUUUACGACAUUCAAAAGGCGCCUGGGGCGUUCUGCUGGUCUCGUUCUAUCUGUCGACCUCUUCGUCGCCUACUUGCAGCUUGAGUGUGCGUCUGGUCGUGUUGCUUGUGUACUUUCGCUUCACGACACCUCGGGUCCCUGUUCGUCGUUCGUGGUCAUCUCAGCUUUCCUCUCAGCCGCACCAUGCGUUCAAAACCGGCCCCAAUUGCUCCUAACAAGACUACGAAAAGGCCUUCACGCGAUGAGAACCUUUUCCUCGCUAAGCUGGCAGAGGAGACGGAGCGUUGGGAAGACGUCGUCAUGUUCCUCAAACGCAUCAUCACAUACUCAACCCUCAUGGCCACCUCGAACACGAGCCCCAUUCUCUCCAUCGAAGAACGUAACCUCUUGUCUAUAGCGUACAAGAACCUCACCGGCUCCCUCCGCAACAGCCUACGUCUGAUCGAGACUGUGGAGAAAAGUGAGGGCGUAUCGAAGCAUCAUCUGGCCUUGCUGCAGAGGCAGAAGAAUAAAAUCGAGAAGGAGCUAGCGGCGAAGUGCAAAGACUUACUGGAAAAUGUCCUGGAGAAGCUGGUUCCGGCGGCCGGGAAGGGCGAGGAGAGGGUGUUCUAUUUCAAGAUGCAAGGCGACUAUUAUCGCUACCUCUCUGAAUUCGCAAAACGCAACAACGUCCUCCGAGAACACUAUGCGUCCCUCUCCCUCACAUCAUACACGGCCUCCUACAAACACGCGCUCCACACCCUCGAAGCAUGGCAUCCAACACGUCUCGGCCUCGCGCUGAAUUUUGCGGUAUAUUUCAGGGAUGUCAAGUCGGAUCCGGAGCGGGCAUGUCAUCUGGCGAAGUUCGCAUUCGACGAGGCAGUUGCGGGCAUGUUGGCGAAUCGGGUAGGGGCCCCCCCAGUGCCUGGAGAUGGGGCAGGCAAAGCGUGCGAGGAAGAUGGUGCGUUAUCAGAGAAGACAUUUAGGGAUUGUGUGGUUAUUUUGUCGUUGUUGAAAGACGAUAUGUUGCUCUGGGCGGCAGAGAUGGGUAUGCCGAUGUACGUUGAGGGGCAAUGAGCGCUCGCAGAUUGUCACGGUGACUCUAUUCGGGUUCACACUCUGCCUCGACACGUCCAGGUGGUGGCACUGGACGGGUGGAGGCUCGGCGCCAGGCUGUUGAAUCAUUGUCGGUGGUUCGUUCAGGACGAUGAGUUUCUUUCAUAACAUCAUUCUUCUCUUCUUCGUCACGGCUCCGUUCUCUCCGUUCUUUCUCCUUUGGGUCCAUUGUACACUGCUUCCGGCAUGUUUCCAUUCCAUUCUAACUGCUUCAUCUCAUCUUUCAUCCCGCAUGGUGUAUUCGUUUCCCCCCUCAUUUUUUUGCAUGAACCCUUUGAC